Messenger RNA from Sciurus carolinensis (gray squirrel), 2495 nucleotides. RefSeq names its product shisa like 1 (gene Shisal1). Lineage: Eukaryota; Metazoa; Chordata; Mammalia; Rodentia; Sciuridae. Bases 347 to 1393 code for a protein of 348 amino acids. The record is from RefSeq and is a predicted model, not a curated record. The transcript is spliced from 6 exons.
GGGUCACACACCUUGCCUGCCACUCUGAGGCUGUGAGUGACCCUGCCUGGCCUCCUGCCAGGGCCAGAGGAGGGAACCUGUGCCACAUGUGUGGCCAGGAGGGAGGCCCGCCCUGGAGCAGGGCGGUGAGCCCAAGGCUGCGUGGAACUCUGUGCUGAGAGUAUGGUCUCCAGCUCCGGCCCGUGUGUGCAUCUGGCCUGGGGAGCUCCCUGGACCUGGGCCCAGCUCCCUGCACCUGGACUCACAGACCUCUGGGACAGCGGGCAUCUGCACACGGAGCACCUGUGAUGUGGCUGACCUCAGCCCGCCUGCAGGCGGCGCUGGACGGAUCGAUGCAAGCCAAACGAUGACCAGUUGCGGCCCGCGGUCCCGGAACCUGCUCGCCCUGCUCCUGUCCUUGCUGAUCUCUGCAGCCUCCUCCGCACACUUCCGGGUCUGCGAGCCGUACACAGACCACAAGGGCCGCUACCACUUCGGCUUCCACUGCCCCCGGCUCUCGGACAACAAGACCUUCAUCCUCUGCUGUCACCAUAACAACACGGUCUUCAAGUACUGCUGCAGCGAGUCCGAGUUCCAGGCCGUGAUGCCGGCGAACCUCACCGCCAGCUCCGAGGGCUACAUGCACAAGAUUUCACGUGGAAUACACCACCCUUCCAGCACGGGCCCCGCUCUCUGCUCACGAGCAGCUGGACCACAGCGGAGGCCUCCCUGGAGACGCUGGGAGAGCGGAAAGUGGACUCUCAGCUGGAGCUUUUACUCCUUGACCUCAGGGGGCACUCGCUGCGGCCUCCCAGGCAGGCUGUGCGCCUCUCCCUCCUGCCAGAGGCCACCAGCAGCCCCUCCCCGGCCCCUUUUACACUCCAGGAAGAAAUGCACAGAGCAGCAACUACACCGCCCUGCUGGGCGUGUGGAUCUACGGCUUCUUCGUGCUGCUGCUGCUGCUCCUGGACCUGCUCUAUUACUCCGCCAUGAACUACGACGUCUGCAAGGUCUACCUGGCGCGGUGGGGCAUCCAGGGCCGGUGGAUGAAGCAGGACCCGCGGCGCUGGGGGGACCCCGCCCGGGCCCCGCAGCCCCAGCCUCCGCCGGGCGCCCUGCCGGCUCCCCGCGCGGUGCACGCGCCGCGGGGCGACGCCCACAGUCCACCGCUGAUGUCCUUCCAGAGCUCGUCUGCCUGAAAACCUUUCUGCCGUGCCUCAGGAUGGGGGCGGUGACAUCCGAAGCACCCGGCGCAGCCUCCAAGAACAACUCCGACCGAGUCGCCAGGGAAAGCCGAGAUGGAGGCGGCGGCAGAGGAAGAAAUGCCGCCAGUGCCCAAAACCCCUUCCGUGGACUUCUAAGAUUAGGAGCAAACUCAGGGCCGGGGGCAGGGGUGCAGAGGAGGGGUUCCUAGCCACCCGUCCGCAAGCAAUAGUUCCCUUUUGGGCUGGUGGCUUCUGAGGGUGACUUGUGUGGACUCGGGUGACAAACCCAAAGUGACCCUGGCCGACUGGAGCCAGAAGGAUCCAGGCUGGCGCGUCCUACCCGGGGUCCCAACCCCGCAGCCUCCCCACCUCUGCCCUCCAGUAGUGGCCCCGUAGGCCCGAGGUGUCAGGGUACCAGGUGUGAGUGUGCGUGUGUGUGUGUGUGGUGCGGGUGUUCUUCCUGUGUGUUCGUCUGAUUAGUUUUUACUGGGGUCCCCCUGCAGGUCCUCUGAGGGCACAGGGCACUGUGUGGCUGGGGUUCCCGCCAGUGUCCUUGUCUGGGGCCCAAGCUUCUGGCUGCAGUGAGCCCCUGAGAACCAGCUGGAGCCGGCCCUGCACAGGCCAGCUGGGAGCCGGGGUGGCACUGGGACGGGAACGUGCGGCAGGCUGGUUCUUGGGGAGCUCGUCACACCACGGGAUGAGGAGGGCACGCCCAGCUGGCCGUGUGGAAGCUGCCCGGUGGGUUUUCUUGCACAUCUCACACCGCAGGGGCAGCUCGGGGCAGGCAGGGUGCACAGGGCCCAUGGCCAGUGGGGCCGCCCUCGGGUGCAAGGACCCCCAGUGCUCCGCACGGCCCGAGCGCCUCCCGAUGCCUUCUCAGUGGUCAGCCGUGCCCAGCUCCCCGCGGCUGUCCAGGUCUCACUCACUCGGCCACCAGGUCAAGCACCUGCCACGUGUCGGGCCCCAUGCCAGGCAGUGAUGGGGACGAGAGGUGAAUCAGGCCUCGUCUCUGGGAAACACGAUGGUCUUUGCCAGACAGGGUGACAAGGCCCAUGGAAACCCAGGGCGGAAGGUUCUAGAAAUCCUCCACUUUAAGUUGGGACUUCCACGUGAACCUGUAACAUUUGCCCACAGAGCUCACCCUCACCACCCCUGCCCCGCCACUGCCCCCUGGCAGCCAGGGAAGACCACCCCGGGGCGCCAUCCCAUCGACCCCCAAGGGCCAGGCUGCCGUGUAGACGUGCUCCGUACACAGUGUUAGGCCAAAUCCUCCCAGCUCUUAGCUCGGUGGCCCUGCUCAAUAAACGUGUG